Molecule: messenger RNA, 1654 nt
Organism: Cucurbita pepo subsp. pepo (vegetable marrow)
Lineage: Eukaryota; Viridiplantae; Streptophyta; Magnoliopsida; Cucurbitales; Cucurbitaceae
Source: RefSeq, a predicted model, not a curated record
UCCCCCUCUUCCAAGCCCCAACACUUCUGUCUCUUUCUCUCUCCCGUUCGUGUCUUUUGGUUUGGACGAAUUUCGUUUAUUCUUAAGGCAAGCGGUCCGAGGCGGCAGAAGCGAGAAAAUUGUGGGAAUUUUGAGUGAAAUGGUUGGUAAAGACAUUUUGAGGACAGAGGGCGUGAAGAUGUGGUUUGAGAGAGUAAUGAAUCGACUUUGGUGCUAAAGGAGUUAUAAUAUGGACGGUGGGGUGAUAGCCGGAUGGAAGGACAUUCCUAUGGAGCUCCUCUUGCAAAUUAUAUCUCUUGUUGAUGAUCGAACUGUUAUUGUGGCUUCAGGCGUGUGUCGUGGAUGGAGGGACGCUAUUUGCUUUGGACUCCUCCAUCUCUCUCUCUCAUGGUGCAAGAAGAACAUGAACAACUUGGUCCUAUCCCUUGUUCCUAAAUUUGCAAAACUGCAAACUUUAAUCUUGCGCCAAGAUAAACCCCAGCUUGCAGAUGAUGCUGUUGAUACCAUUGCUAGUUACUGCCGCGAUCUGCAGGUCCUCGACCUGAGAAAAAGUUUCAAGCUCAGUGAUCGUUCCUUGUAUGCUCUGGCUCAUGGUUGCCGUGAUCUUAAAAAGCUUAAUAUUAGUGGCUGUACUUCAUUUAGUGACACUGCAUUGGCUUAUCUAGCCAGUUACUGCAGAAAGCUAAAAGUUCUUAAUCUUUGUGGCUGCGUCAAGGCUACAUCGGACACUGCAUUGCAGGUUAUCGGACAAUACUGUAAUCAUUUGCAGUCUGUAAAUCUAGGAUGGUGUGAGAAUGUGAGUGAUGUGGGUGUGAUGAGUUUGGCGUAUGGAUGUCCUGAUCUCAGAAGCUUAGAUUUGUGUGGCUGUGUCCUAAUUACAGAUAAUAGUGUGAUUGCUUUGGCAAAUAUGUGCCCUCAUCUGAGGUCCCUUGGCCUCUACUACUGUCAGAACAUAACAGACAGAGCUAUGUACUCUUUGGCCCAUAGCAUAAAGAACAAGCCUACAAAAUGGGCACCUGGGAAAUGCAAGAACGAUCACGAUGGACUUCGAACACUUAACAUUAGUCAAUGCACAGCUCUUACUCCCCCCGCCGUCCAGGCAGUUUGUGAUUCGUUUCCAGCUCUUCACACCUGCUCGGGUCGCCAUUCUCUCAUCAUGAGUGGCUGUCUAAAUCUAAUGUCUGUGCAUUGUGCUUGUGCAGUCCAAGCUCACCGCACUGCUGCUUUUCAUCAUCCGGCUCAUUGAACACUGGAAGAAGCUUAGAGAGUAAUGUUAUUCACGAAACAACACUUUUUUGUUUGGUUAUGUACAUGUGUACCUCUGAAGAACGGGAGAUGGAACGUAUGAAGACUUUGUUCUAUCUGUUUCCCCGUUGGACAUUUCUAUGCCAAGCCUACGUUGUUAGAGACAUGCUUGGUUAGUUGUGGAAAUGCCUUGAAAUAUAUAAAUUUCAUAAGUAUACUUUUGGACAGAAAACUGCAACAGGUCACCCAACAAUUGGUGAAGCAAAAAAAUACUCGCCUUUUGACACGAGGCUACUGUUAGGGAAGCUGUGACUAAAUAAAAAUUGGAGGCUUGUUCUCUAGUGAAUGUUGGAACUGAGAAGGAUUAUUUUCAGAACAAAAUCAUACAUCAUGCUUAUUUGAUACCUCA